CGGACACGUCGUGAGCACGUUGUUUUCUCGCGUUUUCGCGUAGAUUAUUUAGAAAUAAUCCACAAAAAUGUCGUCCCACUUAAACUGGAUGAUUAUCCGCAACAACAACGCCUUCAUCGUGAAGAAGCGUGACAUCAAGAAGCCGUUUAGCAAGGAGCCCAACAAUGUGACUAACCUAAGCUCGUACAGAUACAACGGCCUCAUCCACAAGAAGGCCGUCGGCGUGGUUGAGAACCCGGACAGGAAGGGAUUCACAGUGGUCACCAAGAAGGCCAAGGCCACCAACAAGCCAGUGAAGAACAUUGUGCGCCGUUCCUUCAAAACCGGCGCGAGGAGAUCUCUCUUCAAAGUCAAGAGGUUGCUGAAAGCCAACCACUACCGCACCGACUUGACCAAGGCUACCCUCCGCCGCGCGUCUGCCAUCCUCAGGUCCCAAAGGCCCAUCAAGGCGAAGAAACCCAAAGCUGCCGCCGCCAAGACCGAAUAAGAUGUGUAUGUAAGCUG
Plutella xylostella (diamondback moth) is the source of this 504-nucleotide messenger RNA. RefSeq names its product ribosomal protein L28 (gene RpL28). The record is from RefSeq and is marked provisional. Gene Ontology annotation, biological process: translation. Gene Ontology annotation, cellular component: ribosome. Lineage: Eukaryota; Metazoa; Arthropoda; Insecta; Lepidoptera; Plutellidae. Gene Ontology annotation, molecular function: structural constituent of ribosome.